Nothoprocta perdicaria is the source of this 1468-nucleotide messenger RNA. Its product is annotated as C2 calcium-dependent domain-containing protein 4C-like. The transcript has a single exon. The coding region runs from base 82 to 1386 and encodes 434 amino acids. Lineage: Eukaryota; Metazoa; Chordata; Aves; Tinamiformes; Tinamidae. The record is from RefSeq and is a predicted model, not a curated record.
GCCCCUCCGGCGCCUCCGUGCUGGUGGCGGCAGCCACGUGCUUGGCACUCUGCCCUUGCGGGGGUCUCCUCCGCUGCCACCAUGAUGUGGUUCCUGGAGAAGAUCAGAGCAUCGCACGAAGAUGGGACUGUUCCCAGCGCCUCUUUCCUGGGACUGCCAUCCAGCCAAAGCCUGCCGGAAAAAGCCCGCCUGGGGGCUGCCGCUUUUCCCAAUGUGCUCACGCCAGACAGGAUCCCCGAGUUCUGCAUCCCGCCCCGGCUGAGCAGCGCUCUUGCCAUUAAGGGCUCUGGCUCCCACCAGGAGCGCAAUGCAGGGGAUGCUGAUCUUGCUCCCUCGGGCUGCAGCCCCAGCCCRUCCCUGCCCCACCUGAUCCAGGUGGAGAGUGCCGAAGAGAUCCCAGCCCUGGAGGAAGAAAGCACCAACUCGGACCCACAGUCACAAGCGGCGCUCUCACUGCCGCACUUCCCACGCGCGCCCACCUCCUACGGCUUCUGCACRCUGCUGGAGAGCCCGCACACGCGGAGGAAGGAGUCCAUCUUCCACGGUGACGCCCGUGGUGCCCUGCCUGGCCUCACRCUGCCGCGAGCCAGGGCCAGCACCUUCAGCGGCAAGGGCAGCGUCUCUAAGCCCAUCGCCAUCAGCUUCACCUCCAUGAGGAUGCCUCCCAAGCACCUGCCCCUGCACCGGCUGGGCCCCUGCGACAGCGACACUGCCUCCUCCAGCGACUCGUCUCCUUUCAGCUCCCCGCUUCUCAGCAGGUCCCCUCCCCGCUCCUGCUCCCUGAUGAAAACRCGGAGCCAGGAGGGACUGCUGUGCCGAGCGCUGAAAGGCAAGAACAAAUGUGGUAUGGUCAGGAACAACUCCCUGUCCACGGAGGAGAGCAGCUCCACGGACACGAGCCCCAGGGCACCACGCCGCGCAUCCGAGGGGCUGCUGGCUGCGCGCAGCUUCAGCCUCUCCUGCUCUCCCAUCUUCCCUCUGGACCUGUCCCACAGCCGAGAGAGGCUGGUGGGGGAGAGUGUGGUGCUGGUGGGCCGGGGUGGCCGGCUCCGGCUCUCCGCCGAGUACUGCGCCGAGAACAGGCGGCUCCGCAUCCGCCUCAUCAGCGCAGAGGGCCUGUACGACAGCUCCGCAGAGCCCAAGAACAUCAACUGCUGCGUYGCCUUCUCUCUGGUGCCAGGGAAAACGCAGAAGCAGAGAAGCACCAUUAUAAAGAGAAGCCGGAACCCCAUCUUUAACGAGGACUUCUUUUUUGAUGGCAUUGCAGAAGAACAACUGUGCAGCCUCUCUGUGAGGAUGAAGGCAACGAAUAAAGGGUGCAAUAUGAAAAGAGAUUACACCUUAGGAGAGCGGGAGUUGCCCCUAAUGAGUAUAUUGUCCAUGUAAUGCUUCAAACAAGCCAACAGACCCUUUUUGUACUCUGAAAGUUUUCUAUUAAAUAAAGUAUUGUUUUCUCUUUUUUCUUAAA